CACCCCAAUGAGAGGUCUCGUCAUGGGAGAGAACGUCAUGCAUUGUAUAUUUGGUUGACUAUAAGACAAGAUCGUUUAGUUUGUGGAGUUAAUUUAUCAGCUGAUGCGAAAACAUGGCCCAAAACGAUCAAAAAGUGUCGCUCGGUUUCGAAGACGAAUUGAUUACAGAAAAAUACAAAAAUCAAAUUAACUUUACGACCAAUAAAAUUGGAGGAAAACCCGAUCUACCAAGCAACAUCAAACUCGACGCCCCCAUAUGUCCACUAUGCCAGCUGCCGAGACCACUAGUAGUACAAAUUUACGCCCCCUUGGAAAACUCGGCGUUCCACAGGACGCUGUACUUAUUCGGGUGUAUAAACCCGAACUGCUGGAACCAGAGCGAAAGCUGGAUUUGUGUUCGAGUCCAAUCUCAGGAAAAGAUAAUAGAGCACGAGGAGGCGACAGCGGUGGCUUCUAAGGCCAGUGUGACUGAUUGGUGUGCAGAUGCAGACGAUUGGGACGACAAUAACGCAAACAUGAAUGAAGAGAACGGAAAUUUGAUAAACAACAUUGAGAGAGUUUCCGAUGAAGACGACGAAAGUUGCAGUUUGGAGGAGUCUAUUAGGACAGGGCUGGGGAACUUGACGGUCGAUGACCGCAAUGCCAACAAUGGGGCUUUCGGUGGUGCCGUCGGCCGUCUACACUCCCCCUCCGCCACCGCCGAGAUCGAAGGCGACGAGGGCGAAGUGGUCACCAUCGACAGCCCCAUCAUGCCGCAGCACGACAUCGUCGCCCUCCUCCAGGAAGCCGCUCCGCUCCCCCAGGACCUCUGCCAAAGCAUCCAUUCCGAUCCAAGAAAGUCCUCCCUCUUGCAAUUCGUUCCCUCUUUCAUGACCGUCUGGGAGGAGACCUCGGGCGCGUCCACCAUCAGCGACAGACACGUCAAGGAGCUCCUCCAGGAGUACCAACAGAAAACCGAAGACGACCUGAACCUCCUCAGCCCCGACAACGACGGUGCCUCCGCGCAGAUCACCGACAACACCUACGAGAAAUACGAGAAGAGCCACCCGGCCCACGGCGACAAGAUGUUCCACCACUUCCUGUCCAAGGUCCAGAUGAACCCCAGCCAGAUCCUGAGGUACCACCGCGAUAACAACUCGCCCCUGCUUUUGUACCCGUUGCAGGGGUUCCAGAAUAUGUGUAGUUAUUGUCAGGGGGAGGUGGUGUUCGAAUUCCAAAUUCUGCCCACGAUUAUCCCGAAAUUGAGGCUGAUCGGGGAUGCCAAUAAUUCUUCAAGACUGGAAUUUGGUACUGUUUUAGUGUUUACGUGUCGGCAGAGCUGCUGGUCGACCGACACGAAUCUCAAGUAUGAGACUGUGGUCGUGCAAACCGAGGUUUAUUGAAUAUUCACGCAAUAAAUAUACAUCACACAGCUUGUAUUUACUCUGAGUAGGCAAUUGGUUUUCGUACAAUCUCGAAUUGAUAGUCAAUUAGAGGCGCCAUUUGCUGCUGAUUAUAGAAAUAAACUUGAAUAAAAAAUUGGGGUUUUGUAGGCGUUUUAGAUUUGGUUCCAGACGCUUAUUCUGUUUUGAGAUUAGUGCAUCGAUGCGACACGUAAGUAUGAAACGAAACGAAUUAGGAAAAUUUUCUGCAACAGCCUUAAGAAUGUGUAUUUUUUAUGUUUACCAUCUUUUAAGUAAAAACGUAGUUGUUUAGUCAAGAUAUGGUUUCAAUAAUUUGAAAAAAAAACGUCAAUUUUGCUUGUUUGAGAUUGGUAGAACUGCCAAAUUGAGAUGUCAUAACCUAACUUUCCCGAGAGUUUAAAUAAAAGUGACAUAGCGCCAAAACUUUGAAUCAAGUUUGGCAAGAAGAAUUUCGCAGAAUUGGAAAAGUGAUUCUAUUGCCAACU
Molecule: messenger RNA, 1888 nt
Organism: Zophobas morio
Lineage: Eukaryota; Metazoa; Arthropoda; Insecta; Coleoptera; Tenebrionidae
Gene: trus
Product: programmed cell death protein 2-like
Exons: 4
Coding region: 114-1382 (422 amino acids)
Biological process (GO): apoptotic process
Cellular component (GO): cytoplasm
Source: RefSeq, a predicted model, not a curated record